Molecule: messenger RNA, 6347 nt
Organism: Cyclopterus lumpus (lumpfish)
Lineage: Eukaryota; Metazoa; Chordata; Actinopteri; Perciformes; Cyclopteridae
Gene: cep70
Product: centrosomal protein 70
Exons: 13
Coding region: 3559-5253 (564 amino acids)
Biological process (GO): regulation of microtubule cytoskeleton organization; cilium assembly
Cellular component (GO): centrosome
Molecular function (GO): gamma-tubulin binding
Source: RefSeq, a predicted model, not a curated record
ACAGCGCGUUGGUUUGAAUGUGCUUGUCGCGGAAAGAUGGAGGAAGUAGCUAACCCGUAGCGCCUGUUGCUGUCCACCAGCUGCUGCUGCGCAGUCGCAGAGAGCUCUCUACCUGAGGGGGACACGAUGGCCCAGCAGGAGCAGGUCCAAUGGGAUGACGUGAACACACUCCUGCAGCAUCGUGGAUUCAAGCCCGUGCAUUUCGCAGAUCCUGUAGAGAAUAAGAAUAUUCCAGAUUUGGUUCUGCUGGACAAGAAGUCAGCUGGUGAGAUCCGGAUGACUUUGAGGACGAUGCUCACAGACUCUGAGAGAAGACAAGCUCUCAUCCAGGAGCUCGUCAAGUCCAACAACCAACUCAAAGAGGAGGCUCGGGAGCACACCAGUCGAGCCGCUCGGCAGUCCCAGAGGGCCACGGAGCUGGAGGGGCUGCUGGACCUGGUGAGGACCCGAGUCCAGGACCUGGAGGACCGCUACCUCGGCAAGGCCGCCCAACAGCACGACCACACGCAACGACUGCAGCAGGACGAACGAGAAGCUCGGAAACAGAGUCAGGCUCUGGAGCAGAAGCUGACUCAACAGAGGGAGGAAGCAGCUCGACUGCAGAGGAAACUCUAUUUCACCAUCAAAGAAGAGGAGCGCCGGUUGGCCCGCCAGAGCCACGCCUUCCAGCACAUCUGCAACCGAGUCAGCCGGCAGAACUCUGCAGCGGACCAGCAGUGAGGACACGGCGGACCGACAGUAGCCCGACGUUAUCCAUGCGUGUGUAUUCAGUGACGGUUCUUCUGUUUGCAGAGUGUUGGAUGUGAUCGACUUCUAUGAGACCGACAGGACUCAGCUGCUGGAGGAGCUCAGGUACCGCACGCUGACGCGUUUCUCAACACUUUGACGGGUACGGCUGAUGAUUACUGCGGCGUGAAGCUCUUCCUCUUCACCCCAGGUCUGUCAAGGGUCCAUCAGAAGGGACUCCAGCGGCUCAGCAGGCGGUUACUCCACCUUUGAAAACCAUCCUCGAGGCGUACCAGGAACAGCAAAAGGGAAGCACACGUCGAAUGGAAGCGCUGAAGCGGGAGGUGCAGCAGCUGAAGCGGGAGUUGGAGACGAGAUUGCCAAAAGAAGUGGACAUGAGUGAGAUCCCCAGUGGCCGAGCCAGUGAGCCCAGUCUGUGUGCCCACUAUCACCAUGUGAGCAUGUCGGUCUGAAUAUAUUUAAUUUAUUCUUUCUAACUUCAAAACUAACUGAUCUCCCCUCCUGAGUCCCAGCUGUUGAAUGACAUCAGAGCCGUUGUGACCAAUCCCAGCGCUCCGUUACGACUGCACAGACAGAGACCCUCCUCUGCUGGUCUGGACCUGGCUGAGUUUCAGACCUUCCUCCCCACACUGGAGGUCUGGGCCCAGCAGCUCCGCCUACUGGAGGAUCUGCAAAGAGCUUUAAACAAGUUGACUGCCAGACUGAUGCCCUGGCAGCCAUGUGAAGGCGGCCAUGAUGCUGCCGAAGCAGUGAGGGUGGAGGACAUGCUGCUGCUGGUGGACACCAUGCUGGAAAACACCUCUGCUGAGGAUGAGAAGGUGCUCAGGAGUCCCACUCGACACACUCUGGGCUCCAUGGUGUCUCACUUCCAGAAGCUGUUUGACGUGACCUCCCUCACUGGAGUGUACCCGCGUAUGAACGAGGUCUACGGCCGUCUGGGAGUGAUGACGAACAGCCUGAGGAACCUCCGAGAUGUUCUGCAGCUAGACAGCAGGGUUUCUCCUGCUGAGGUGGUGAACCAGGUGGCCCGACUGGUGUCCUCCACCGAGCACCCUGCUGGGAUCCAACGCCUGCUGGGAGACGCUGACAUCGACAGCAUCAUCGUCAAAGUGAAGCAGCACGAGGAGUUCUUCCCAGCUUUCCACGCCCUCACCGUGGAUAUCUUACACACUCUGGGAGUGAGUCUCCUGGACGACAUCCUUCCUGCUCUGAAGUCUUUGAAACAAACGGCACAACGAUGCUCCGACUGAGCGGUGUUCAAUGAUUUACUUUUUUAGAUUUGUAUCAAAUAAAAACUGAAUAGAUAAAGAUAGAUGAGUGAAUAUGAUAUGUUCACUAAAACAGAAGCAGCUCGACACAAUGGGAACCAACCACUUUAGACUGGGAUGAAAAGAUGUGUCUCUUUUAAAGCUGUUGGAGUUGUUUGAAAGAUAUUAAUUGCGAUCAUGGUUUUGGCUCCCCACGAUUAGACUGAAUGGGAUAUAUUAAUGUUUAUAAUGCAUGCUCUAAAAACAACCACCAGGGGGAGAUCCAAAUGUUGACUUAAUUUUGGGUUUUGGUACGAUUUAAAUUUUAGCUUGGAAGAGAUACGCUGUGAAGAAGGACCCGUCUUAUUUCAGCAGGAAUGUAGCACAACAUGGAUGUGAAAGCAGUGCUUUGUUAAUUUAUCCCUUAAAACCUUUGUUGGCCAGAAUUGUGCAGCCUUAGAGGAUAUACAGUCAGUUUUACACGCUAAAUGUGGGUUAAUAACAGUCAAACUGCCGGUAUCUCCAGGAGGUGGAGGCAGUCCCAAAGGGUUGGAAAGGUGUGUGUGUGAAAAGUGGAACAUUUUGGAGUCAUAAGUCCAAAGUCUGUGUGUGUUCAGGGUUCAUAAGUGGUGAUUAAGAGGGGUUAUUGUGGAGCAGGCUAUAACUUGUUUUAUAGGGAAAUGCUUCAUAUACCUUUCUUUUAAUUAUAUAUAAUUGGUUUGCAGUUAGUCUACUGGUGAUCUUCUAUAUUUAAUUAGAAGUUCUUUUAUAUACAUUUGUUUUGUUCAUAGUGUCCAUCAAUCACAUGCUUUUAUUUGUUGUUCUGUGUGAUAAAGUGAUUACAAAACAAGUGCAGAAAAGUACAUUAACUAUGGCAAUAUCAAUGCCAUCUUUAACAUUAGGGGGGUCCAUAGAAUAAAUGUGUAGAUUAACCAGCACAAGUGAUCAUAAAGCCACUGAGCUCUGAGAUAACCAAUCAAACUCCUGAUAGCUCUGUAUUAGCAUACUUCCCAUGACCCCCUGGAAUACCAGUGACGCGUUCAUGGUCUACCUGACUGUUCAUGUUUUCCCCCAAAACACACAGUUCACACAUGACUCAUGACUCAUCGUUAUCCACAAGGACACGUUCACUCUAAAUUGAUUUCAGCUCUCUGUUCACGCUUCAGUGCCAACCUGGUAUGGCCCUCGAGGACCGUUUAAUUCAGAAGGGGCUAAACUAAAAUGUUAUAGAAUGUAUUACAUUUAAUUUCAAACGCAAUCACGUUUGAACGUGUCCGUAAUAAAAGGUUUAGCAGUUCAUAGACGACACGAAUAACGUUUUUUAACGGCUUUUAACCAUAGGUUUCAACCAUUAACCCCCCUACAAAAGAAAUGGUACGGUCCGCGGCUGUCCGUUUCCGACACUCGGUUGCUAGGAGGCGGAGAACGCUAGAAAUACAACGCAGUGAAAAGCUCUCGCGCUCGCUCACGCGCCACAUGAACGGGUCUCCUUGAUUCGCUUACUUUAGUUCAUGUUGACGUGGAGCGUCGCUGCUUUCACGGGAACCACAGCGAGCGGUUAACAAUGGCGUCCGAGUGCACCCGAGAGGCGCUGCUCGGCUUUCUGACGGCGAGCGGGGGCAAAGUGAAACACGCGGAUUUAAUUGAGCACUUUAAGGUCUCGUUCCCGGAGGCGCCGGAGCAGAGAGCCGCCGUCCGCAGGGAGUUUAAACACUACGUGGACAACGUCGCUUUUGUGAAGACGGAGAGCGAAAUGAAAUAUGUCUGCCUGAGGAAAAAGUUCCGCGUGCCCGAGAAGGAGCAGCUUAACGGGCGCGUGAGCGACGGGACCCGAGCGGUCCAUCAAGAGGGACUCCAUCACCGGGAUCCUGCGGGGUCGCGCAGCUGUGACGCGGCGGAGCUCCGGGCCCGGCCUCGCGCCGCACCUGGCUCAGGUUACGGAAGUGACGGCCAGGUGAGAGUUCCGCACGCCGCCAUUAGUGCGGAGCAAACCGACGGGCUUGAGAUGGGGAACAGAGGAAGCUUCAAGCGAGAGAAGAGGGAGUCCAAGAAGGAGCGGGUUGGACACCGGGUCGAGAUACCCGACAUCGCAGUGAUGACAGCUUCGCCUCUUCCUGCAGAGGGAUCCAUGUUCAACCUGCCGGGGCCUGUCCAGACCGGUUCUACGGGACAGGUAGACGCAGGCGGCGUUGGACUCCACCCCAGAGACCGACCGGUUGAGUCUCUUUCCCCAGAAGGCCCGAACGAGCUGGAACACAUCAACGUGGCGUUCAGGAACUCGAAAGGGUCCCGGCGAGGAGUUCUCUCCAGGCCGCCGGAGUCAGACGAGGACGGAGGGCAGUCGGACACGCGCAGCCUGUCUGGGAGCGAAGGCCUCGGCAGCCCCAAAAGCAGCCGUAAGCACUUCAUCCAGGCCAUGAUGAGCAGCUCCCCCCAGCUGAGGCGCAGCAUGGCGGUGCGCAGCUCCGUGUACCUGACCUCCGGGAACGACGGCGACUCGGCCUCCCUGGCCUCCUCCAACCCGGACGACGACCGGACUUCGGUGGCUCUGGACCCGCUGGAACACGAGUGGAUGAUGUGCAGCUCCGACGGGGAGUGGGGCAACUUGUACCCCCUCCUCGCCACAGACCCGAGUCUGGUCCUGAGGAAGGACUUCGUCACCGGCUUCACCUGCCUGCACUGGGCGGCCAAGCAAGGUAAGCCGGAGCUGAUGGCCCUGCUCAUCAACUUCGCCAAGCAGCACGACGUCCCCGUCGAUGUCGAUGUCCGAUCCAACACCGGCUACACGCCGCUGCACGUGGCCGCCAUGCACAACCGCAUGGAGGUGGUGAAGCUCCUGGUGGGGGCCUACAGCGCAGAUGUGGAGGUCAGAGACUACAGUGGGAGGAAGGCCUGCCAGUACCUCACGGACAACGUGAGCGUGGACAUCCGGGACAUUAUAGGCGCGUACGAGCGGUCCGACUCCAAGAACGCAGACCGCGGGGGCGGAGGCCGCUGGAGGUUCUCCAAGGCUCUCCAGUCCAACCUGAAGCCCCUCAGGCUCCUCAACCCCAACGACUGCGACGCCGUGGACGGGGAGGCCCGACCCAGAGCGAAGGUCCUCAGGAGGAAGUCCUCACUCAGCAGGAUGAAGCCCAAACUGCAGAGGCUGCGCUUGAGGACCUCGCAGAUCGUCCACAGCACCACGUUCCGUGAGUCGGAGGAGGGGUCUGGGUCUGGGUCCUUUAAGUCCAGACCCAAGACCCAUUUCUUUGGGUGAGAUCAAUGCUCACACAGGACAGGACCUGGUUUACAGGGACGUCAACACCAGGCUGGAUGAACUAAUGAGUUGGAGCUGAUACUUUACGAUAUUCAACAUCUCAAAAUGUGAACUUUUGUAUUUCAAGUAAUCAUCAGGCCUUGAAAAGGUCGAUCUCUCAGAUGGUCCAUGAGACUCCAUUUGAGUAGUUACAGAAUGCAUCAUGAAGGGCUGCGUGUGAGCCUCUAGCCUUUAGUGCACGUGAGCCAGGUCAGAGGACUGUUGCUGUGACUUCAGGUUUUAGUGCACGUGAGCCAGGUCAGAGGACUGUUGCUGUGUGACUUCAGGUUUUAGUGCACGUGAGCCAGGUCAGAGGACUGUUGCUGUGUGACUUCAGGUUUUAGUGCACGUGAGGCAGGUCAGAGGACUGUUGCUGUGUGACUUCAGGUUUUAGUGCACGUGAGCCAGGUCAGAGGACUGUUGCUGUGUGACUUCAGGUUUUAGUGCACGUGAGCCAGGUCAGAGGACUGUUGCUGUGUGACUUCAGGUUUUAGUGCACGUGAGCCAGGUCAGAGGACUGUUGCUGUGUGACUUCAGGUUUUAGUGCACGUGAGCCAGGUCAGAGGACUGUUGCUGUGACUUCAGGUUUUAGUGCACGUGAGGCAGGUCAGAGGACUGUUGCUGUGUGACUUGUUGGAGACGACACCAGCUAAGCCAGGAAUGUGUAGUGCACGUGUAGUGCACGAGGUGGUGGAUGGAACCAGACUGCAUCACAUAAACACUUUGAAGUGUGGAAAGUCAUCCUGAUGGUGUGUGCUGAUAUAUCAUUGUCAAUGUGUAUGUACAUCCUGUAUCAAUCAACUACUACAACAACAACAACAACAACAUAUAGUAACAUAGUAACAAUAUAUAGUAACAUGGCAACAACGUGUUUAACUCCCCCAGCUGGUCUGAGGGCCUUCAGGAGACCAGGGGUUUGUGAUGGACCAUGAAGCCUUUGAUCUUUUUUAGUACAUCUUUGAGCCAAACGGCUCUAAUCUUUUAAUUUAAUCAUCAUACGUUAUAUGACUCAAACCUUUGUUUGAAAAACAAUAAUCUUUAAAUAAACUGGAUCA